Messenger RNA from Paramecium pentaurelia, 981 nucleotides. The record is from the annotation of a GenBank genome assembly. NCBI's taxonomy places the organism in Eukaryota, Ciliophora, Oligohymenophorea, Peniculida, Parameciidae.
AUGGAAAAAAAAAAAGUAGGGGAUUAUUAUUUAUAUUUUGAUAAAUUGCUUGGUAAAGGAGCAUUUGGAGAAGUAGUUCUAGGCAAAAGAAUUGAUAAUAAUGCAUCAGUUGCUGUAAAAAUCAUUUAGAAAUAAUUUUUUGAAGGAAAAUAACAAUUUGAAUGGUAUUGUAUUUUGAUUUAAUUAGUAUUGGAUUUAAAAAGAGCAUAUAAAGAGAAGUGGUUUUCUAAAAAUCUCUAAAUCAUAAAAAUAUCAUUUAAAUGUAUGAAGCCAAAGAAACAAAAAACAAUAUUUAUAUGUUUAUGGAAUUAGGAGAUUGCACACUUCUAGAAUAUCAAUAAAAAAGUAUAUUUCUUUUAAAUAUGUUAAGAUAAAUUGAAUGAUGAAGAUAUUAAGAAAAUAAUAAAACAAUUAUUAUAAGCUUUAUAACACAUGGUUAAUUUUGAAUUGACAAAUCCAUUAUAAAAUAAUAAGUAAUAUUAUGGUAUCUGUCAUUUGGAUUUGAAACCACAAAAUAUAUUAAUGAUAGGUAAUAUACCUAAAAUAACUGAUUUUGGAAUGUCAAUUCAAAUGAACCAAGAUUAAAUUUCAGAAAUAAAAACUACAUCUGAUGAAUUAAGUCUAACUCAUCAUUUUUAUUUAGGAAAGGGCAGUCUAGUAUGAUUUUAUUAUUUAAGAUAGAAAUAUAUGUCCUAUGAAUAAUUGCUUGGAGAGUAAAUACCAGAAUUAGAGAAAAUAGAUGUUUGGAGUCUUGGAGUUAUUCUCUAUGAAAUUAUAUAUGGAAAACAUCCUUACAUUUAAGGAGGAACUUCAUAACUUAAUUAAAUUAAAAUAGCUAAAAUGAUUUAAGAUAAAAACAUAGAAUUUCCUCCAACUAAUUAUAAUAAAAAGGUGAUUGAUCUAAUAAAGGGUAUGUUAUAAUCAGAUUACUCAAAAAGAUUUAAUUUAAGAGACUGUCUUAAUCACCCUUUUUUUAAUUGA